GUGUCUUCCCUUCCCGCCUGAAACAGAAACGGAGGUAGAAGAGCUAUCGACUCGUCAGCUUCAUACAUUGCACAAUGGACGACCUUUACUUGGAUAAUAUUGAUGAAUUUGUCAACGACCAGAAUAAAAUCGUGACCUACAAAUGGCUGAGUCUCACCCUUGGGGUCCAUGUCAACCUAGCCAAACAAAUGCUCUACCAUUACUUGGAUCAAAAGAGGAAAGAAGGCUCUGCUCGGCUCCAUGCUACCUACCUUGUGUCUGGCAAGUUUGUUGAGAAUGGUACCACGAGUCACAAGGUGUCAGUAGUGCGAGAGGAUCAGCUGGAGGAUGCGAAGUCAAAGAUGAGCCUGACGGUCAGCGUACAUGUGUACAGUGUUCAGAAGGCUGUGCUGAAAGACAGUGGUCCUCUGUACAGUGCUGAUUAUGACGCUGUGAAAGAGAAUCUAAGAAAUUGCAGCAGGUACAGUGCAAUUCGUUGUGCUGAUGCGGUGCCUAGGUCCUCGGCAGAGGUGCAGCAGGCUUGUGAGACGACACAGGCCCCACCACCAGAGACAGAGCAAAUCAAAGCAAACCAUUCUAAUCUGGCCUCUAAACCCACCUCCAAGCAACCCAAAGGCAUUAUGGGAAUGUUUGCAAACAAGAAUGUCUCCAAGAAUCAAGAUUCAAGCAAAGAGAUUAAAUUGGAGCAGAAAGAGGUUACACCUGUGGUUGAGACCUCCAAAACUAAACCUGCUCCGAAAACAAAUCCCGUGACUAACUUCUUUGCGAAACAAGCAGCCAAAAAACCUGACAAAUCCAUCAAGGAAGAGGUAGAAAUAGCCCAGACAUCCUCCUCAGUGGAUGAGAAGCCCUCAAGUCCACCUCCUAAAGCAGAGACUCCUGUCAAGGAGGAACUAGCAAAGGAGGCUGUGGUUGAGAAAGAUACAAGUAAGACCAAGCGUCUUGAACAUUCUGAUAGUGAAGAGGAGAAGAACGAGAGUCGGAGGAAGAAGAGACGGAGGAUAAAGAAGCCCGAGCCAGACAGUAGUGACGAUGAGGUUAUUCCAGACUCUCCUCCACAGUUGCAAGAAAAGAGGGACCCAUCACCAAGUCCUGAAAUUCAAGUAAAGAAAGAACCAGUUGCUGUUUCACAUUCAGAUGAGCUUUCAGAUUGUAAACGAAGGAAGAGGAGACGUGUCUUGAAAUCGCGCACAUUUGUGGAUGACGAAGGAUGCAUUGUGACCGAGAAAGGCUAUGAGAGUGAAUCAUACUCCGAGACUGAGGAUGACUUUAAGUUCAGUCAACCAACUCCGAAGAAUCCAAACCCACCAAAACCAUCAAUUGGCAAAAAAGAGGAGGAGAAGAAAAGUAAGAAAGCUGCUGCAGCCUCGAAUAAAUCUACUAAGCAGGCUUCUAUUAUGGGAUUCUUCCAGAAGAAAUGACAGAACUACUCAUGUUGUUGCACUGAACACUGAUAAGGAGCUUGAGGCCCAAGUGAAGAGAAUCUAGACGGACACAUUUUCAAACGCUCCAGAGGAUGGAUGGGUGUUCUAUCAAUUGGUAGAAUGCUCUACUUUUUUUUUUUAUCACACUUUUCAAUCAAUUUCCACAUUACUGUAUAUGAUUGAAUAAAUAUAUCCACUUGCAUUGUAAGGUACCAUCAGAGCUCAUUUACCAUGGCAGCGUUUAUAUUUGGUUUUUACCUUUUAGUUUGCAAUUCUGCAAGUAUUGAAGGGUUCAUGCUGUGGUGAACCAGUACAAAACAAACAAACAUGUCUAUGAUGCUAUUUUUUUGCUGGUAGAAUAUGUUCUUCAAUGUUUGAACGUGUAUGUUCAUUAAAUCUAUUUUCAUA
Messenger RNA from Oncorhynchus masou masou (cherry salmon), 1832 nucleotides. It is a transcript of the gene pold3, whose product is annotated as polymerase (DNA-directed), delta 3, accessory subunit. Gene Ontology annotation, cellular component: delta DNA polymerase complex; nucleus. Gene Ontology annotation, biological process: nucleotide-excision repair, DNA gap filling; DNA replication; DNA synthesis involved in UV-damage excision repair. NCBI's taxonomy places the organism in Eukaryota, Metazoa, Chordata, Actinopteri, Salmoniformes, Salmonidae. The coding region runs from base 75 to 1421 and encodes 448 amino acids. The transcript is spliced from 12 exons. Gene Ontology annotation, molecular function: DNA-directed DNA polymerase activity. The record is from RefSeq and is a predicted model, not a curated record.